AUGUCAAAAUAUACUCCAUUUAGUAAAGAAGAAAUAGCUAAAUUUAAACAAGAUUGCGUUGAUAAUAAUGGAUGGAAACAAAUUUAUAGAACUGAUGAUGUCAUGGUAUUUACACAAAAAACAGAAGGAAGUGUACUUAAAUUUAAAUGUAUUACAAAACAAAUGAAUACACUUGAACCAGAAUAUAUAUUUUCAGCUUAUUGUGAUAGAGAAUAUUGUAAAACUACUAAAACUAAUGAUGUAUUAUUUGAUGUUGUAGAAAAAUUAGAUUGUUGUAAUGAAAUUAUUCAUAGAGUACAAAAAAUGCCAAUGAUGGAUGCUAGAGAUUUUGUUUAUCAAUUAAUUAGAUAUCAUAAUAAAGAUAAAACUGAUUAUAUUCUUUAUUCUAAAUCAGUUAAUUCAGAUAUUCCACCAGUAAAAGGAUCUAUUAGAGGACAAAUGUUUGUUCAAGGAACUCUUAUAACAAAAAUUUCAAGUGGAACAUUAAUUUAUUCUCUUUCUCAUAUAGAUAUGAAUGGUAAAAUACCAAGUGCUUUAACUGGAGAUACUAUGGUUAAACAAAUGACUAAAAAAAUGAUGAAAAGAGCUAAAAAGAAUAUUGAUGGAUAUCAAAAAUGGUCAGAUGAACAUAAAGAUAUUAAUAAAUGGUGGUUAGAAACUCUUGAUUGGAUGAUUGAAUAA
Entamoeba dispar SAW760 is the source of this 681-nucleotide messenger RNA. RefSeq lists its product as uncharacterized. Gene Ontology annotation, molecular function: lipid binding. The coding region runs from base 1 to 681 and encodes 226 amino acids. The record is from RefSeq and is a predicted model, not a curated record. NCBI's taxonomy places the organism in Eukaryota, Evosea, Mastigamoebida, Endamoebidae. The transcript has a single exon.